UCAGCAAGAGACAAACUCUGAGAAUGGAUUCCCUCAUGUCGCUGGGCGCUCCCCUGAAGCAGUUCACCAGCUGUUUGUCAGGAAAAAACACCUCCAACAACAGAGGGGCCAAGAGGAGCCAGUCUGUCCGCAGAAGCAGCUUCACCCGCAGGAAGAGCGUCAGUAGGAGGAGAAGCCUUCCCUGCAGCAGCCAGAAGGUCCCGGACUCCUGGCUCAGAGUGUACCAGGCUGAACUGAAGAGAGAAAGGAAGCGACAGCAAGCCAUGCUGGCCAAGAAGACCACUGAAAGGACUGUCAGAAGAACUCACUUCAGGAGCCACCACUGCCUCCCAAGGACCACAACAGCUAGAAAACCGGCCCCGGCAAAGGACGAUUCCUUCUUCGGAGCCUUCCAGGGCCUCAGUCUGGACGAACUGAUUGGAGGCACAAGUGGAUCUCCUGCUGUCGGUCCUUCUGCCGCAGGUGGAAGUGAUCAGUGUAAAAUCAUGUGAGACCCAACAUUUAAGGACAAUCGGACUGUUUAAAUGACCCUCGUACUCAAGAGACUGAAGAGAAAAAGGGCUCAUGGAAAAAAGGUGAUUUAAGAAUAAGAGGUUUGCACCUCGGGGGGGUGGGGGUGAAUUUGUUUGGAUUAAUAUCUUUAUUUGUCCUCAGAAAAUGUAUUGCUCUAGGAAAGAGUAGUGCUUGUUCUUGAUUCCUCGACGAUUCAGUAUGUAAAGUGUAUCAAUUUCUAUUUGUGUCUUUUCAUGAAAUAUUAAGGUUAUAAACUGAUACAAGUUGGACUUGUGUAACUAUUUUACUCAUCCAGUGUUAAAACUCCUGAGCUAGUUUCAUUUUGUGGAACCAUUUGAAAUCCAAAGCAGAAACUAAGCAGGUAAAAGGAUUUUAUUCAGUUUUCCCAAAACAACAAAUAGAAAAUUAUGUGCAACAAACACCUGGCUGCUGUUUGGUGUUUUUACUGACAGUAUUUCACUGAAUAGAUUUAAAAACAUGCAAAACUAGUGGGGGUAUCAAGACACUAAUUCCAAAAAUGAACAGGUAGCUGGUCCAGAAAUAUUUUCCUGUUUUGCGUAUUCCAAGGUAUUGUGUGUAAAUCCAUUCAGUACUGUAUUGGCUUGUAAAGUGAUUUGUAAUAA
Molecule: messenger RNA, 1136 nt
Organism: Xiphias gladius (swordfish)
Lineage: Eukaryota; Metazoa; Chordata; Actinopteri; Istiophoriformes; Xiphiidae
Exons: 3
Coding region: 24-491 (155 amino acids)
Source: RefSeq, a predicted model, not a curated record